Labrus mixtus (cuckoo wrasse) is the source of this 3115-nucleotide messenger RNA. It is a transcript of the gene ndufaf4, whose product is annotated as NADH:ubiquinone oxidoreductase complex assembly factor 4. Gene Ontology annotation, biological process: mitochondrial respiratory chain complex I assembly. Lineage: Eukaryota; Metazoa; Chordata; Actinopteri; Labriformes; Labridae. The transcript is spliced from 3 exons. The coding region runs from base 44 to 589 and encodes 181 amino acids. The record is from RefSeq and is a predicted model, not a curated record. Gene Ontology annotation, cellular component: mitochondrion.
UCCUCGCUCUCCGUCCAAAGCGGUCUUUGGUAACCUGUCAAACAUGGGGGCACGAGUUGCUCGUAUGUUCAGAAACUUCAACCUGGAGAACCGGGUUUACCGAGAAAUCUCAAAAGAGAAGCCGCAAGCAGCGCCCCGACACGCGGGCAGCGUCCCGCCUCCUGCCGGCGGCCCCGUAGCUGCAGAGACGGUGACGGAAGAUUUAGUCAACAAGAAGAACGACCCUCUUCUGUCCCUCCUCAAGACCGUGUAUGUGGAUUCUACAGACCCAGCAGCAGCAGAGAUGUUGAAGGAGGAUACAGUGGAUAAAGAAUCAGAGCGAAGGCCUCUUAGAUUCAGUUUACCGGGCGCCUCGUACGGCCUGGCGGAGCUCACAGACGUUCCUAAAGGCAAACUGACCAUCGCCGAGGCUCUGAAGGCCCUGAGCAGCCACCAGCAACACCCUCAGACCAUGACUCAGGAAAAGAUCGCUCAAGAUUACUGUCUGGAUCUGAAAGACACCAAAGCUCUUCUGGAGUUCUUUGUCCCCUUCCAGGUUCAGAUUAUACCGCCCAAGACUGAAGCAGCCAAGCAGAUCAAGGCUUCUUAGGACCCGAUGGUUGGUGAAUGAUAGACUGUAGACAAAUUAUUAUUGGAUUUAUUUAUGUACGUCAAUAAACUGCAUUGAAAGUAAGAGUAACAACAUUGGAGCAGAUAGGGCAGCGUUUCAGAUCUUAUGUGGGGGUUUGAUUCAUCGUGUUGAUCUCUAAUCAUGAGAUAUUGAUAUUCAGGGAUCAAACUUAUAAAAUGUAGUAAAAAGUAUUAAAUCUCAAAUCUCAUGAGACUUGGUAAAUUUGGAAAUCGGGUCCAUCUAACAACCUGUCCUAACGGCAUGAGACACUUACUACAGGGUCAGGUAGACGGACACAGAACAGUAAGGAGGGGGCUCUGCAAGGCACUGGUAAUUUUGAGGUACUCAAAAUUGGUCUUUAUGAAGGGCUCGUCUUGGUCUCAGACUGGGCGGACUCCAGAUGUUAAAUCAAGACCACCACUCAUAGUCUAUUUUUCCAAGUCAUUACUGUGAUUAGAAGGAAACUCCCCCCUUUUCUGAAGAAGAAAUAACUCUAAUUUAUUGGUAAUUAGAGUUUGUAUCCCCUGGUUACAUCCACAACCUUUCCAGUGUUUUGAUUUAAGUGAAUGACACGCCCCCUGCACACAAGAUGAUGAUUUUUUUUUUUUUGUGAUAUUUAUGGUCUUGGUUUUUGUCAUGGUCUUGUCUCGGUCUCGGAGCACUCUGGUCUCGGUUGUGUCUUGGUCUUGGUUAGUGUGGACUUGACUACAACACAAGGCACUGGUAGUCACUUUUCUCCCUCAACAGAGCUUUUUAGCUUGUUGAGUGGAGACAGUGGUGCAUUAAUAAUAUCCUCAUCCGUGAUUGAAAUAUUGAGCUUUGACUUGUGUCAAUACCGGGGGAAAAAAAUAGUCUCACCAUGGACCGAUUAUUGACGAGCCUCUGAGUGUUGUGAUUUGAGUAAACAGCUCGUCAAUACAAAGCCCCACACUUCUGUUUGUCCACCUUCAAUACAAACACACUAAGAUGUUACACUGAAGGCAAGGGGAAACUGAAAUUCAUAGAGCAGAGAAUAAAAUAUUUAACAGAUGCAGUUUGUGCAGCAAGGGUGUGAUGGUGUGUGAUGCGACACGUUAUCCAAAUGAGAAACCCUGAUUUAAAGAUUUUUAAAGAAAAACACUUCAUUUUCUGUCCAUCCAAAUGUAAGAUAAGCAGAAGAAUAUCAGUCAUGUCUGUGUGUUCAAUUUGGAGCUUGAGACAAUAUUUUGUUAGCCUAGCUUAGCAUAAGGUUAAAGGGGAAAAUGUAUCCAGCAAUUAAAGCUAAAUAAAUUGUCUGUGCCUGGGAAGAAGCAUUUCGACCAUAGCUUUUCAGAGCUGUCAGAGGCUGAAUUUCUUCCCUUCAGGCUGAGCCUUCUCUAGAGCUCUCCCCCCCCCCCCCCCCCCCAAAGUCAGCUCUGUCAUAAAGAGUCAGCACUUUUACCACCUAAAAUGGUAUUAUAGUUAUGGUUUGGAGGACUAUAAACUUAUAUAGAUUAUAUAGAAUAUAAUGUUUUUUUUUAAUAAAACAGCCAUUUGUUUCCAACAAUGUAAUGUCAAAGAUCCUCUGCUCGAGUCUGUCGACAUCUGUCCAGUCCCGUAGAAGUUUGUCAGUUUGAUCAUCAACCUCCUAUUUAAACUGCCUUUUUCAUGUUUUGUCCCAGAUUUUCAGAUGUUGUAAUGUUGUGUCAGAUAUUCCCAGACCUUUGCAGAACAUAUACCUCAGUCAUUCUCUGUAUUAAUUAAACAGCAGAAAACAUUUUUAAACCCACAGCUCAUACAGUUUGUCCCCACUGGAUUAAACAGAUAAACAUGUAAAGCUGGAGCGUAGGAAUCUUAAAUCGCUAAGCUCAAUGUACGAUCAUGUAGUUUUCACUUUCACUGGCCACACCUCCACCAUACUGAAGCCUCCGCUCUCCUCCAGAAACACACCUCCAACCCCUCUCCCCUUGAGUUCACAUAGAGGAAUUAUGAAUUUGAACGUACCAUAAUUAAACACCAUUAAGCACUUUUGUUAGCUUGUAGCUUCACAUUGCACAUAAAUUGACACAGAUUGACUGUGAUCUUAAAAGGUUUAGUUGACUUUCAAAUAAUCAGUGAGCAUCUUUCUAGUCCUUUACUGAACAGUUUUUAUGUGCAAGGGGAGGAGCCGGCCGUCCUGUCCAUGUAAACACGGCUCUGACAACAACACAGCCAGCGGGACUCGAGCUUCUCACUCAUUGUAGACAGUCAUGACUCAGAGACACAUUUACACAGGAGAGACUGGAUUUAUGAUUUAUUUAUGUGUAAAAUGUUGCACAUUCUUCCUUUAAUAAGAAGUAAGUGUUUCUUUCAUAUGUUUGGGUAUUUGUUUUCAUAUCACUUGAAGCCAUAAAUGUGGAAACCUGGGAAUGCAUUUAACUGAGCUGAGAGCCGCCAGAAAACUCAGAGGUAUCUCAAUGACACAAAGCUCAUGGAUGAUAAUAUAUGAACAUGCUGCAUGUACGCACACUUUUUCAGAAUAAACGGCUAUUUUUGUUCUCUGUGUUA